CUUGAUUUAAGUGCUUUUACUAUAGAACAUUGUCAUUCCCGUUAAUGUUCUGCUAAAGAGAAGCUAAAUGGUUCGUGAAAGUUCUAAACGAUUCAUGCGGGUUUUGUUAUGUCAUGUAACCUCGGAAUUAUAAGCUCAAUGAAUGAACACCUCGCGCCACCCUAGAGCAGACGACUCCGCAUGUUGACGGCGUGACGUCAUGUCCGUUGAAGAUGCGCAGCCAACCGCGUGACGCAAGAGAAGGCAUUUACGUUCUAGCGUUCAUAGCGGUCAUUUUCUGCACCAAAACUACCUCAGGGUCCCAAUCAAGUGCCCCAGACGAUGGGUUACAGGGACCAAUAUUCCUUUCGGAGCCCCCCGUCCAGGUGGUGAUACCAAACACACGAGGAGCGAUCGUCCCCUGCACCGUGUACGGAAACCCCGCCCCUCUUGUUACCUGGGAAACGGAGGACGGACACGAGGUGGUAUCUAUCCCGGAGGUGGUAGAAGUGCUGCAAAACCACAGCCUCUACUUCCGGCCGUUUUCCGCCGGCGACGUCCGUCCAUCCGUCCAUACACAGGUGUAUCGGUGCGUCGCACAGAACCGAGUGGGACGCGUGAUUGGUCGACGGGUUUCUACAAGUGCAGUGCUCGUGGGUCAGUUGGAGCAAUUCACGGUAUCGGUCCACGACGUGUGGGUGAUGCGAGGCGGUACUGCUGUUCUCCAGUGUGACAUUAAUCCCUCAUUCUGGCGGGACCAUGUCAACGUCACAUCAUGGACGCACGGAGCGCAGACCAUCAAACAAGGAGGUCGGUUCAGCAUGACGCCAGAAGGUGAGCUACACGUGCGUGACGUCAGAGACACGGACGGGUACACCGACUUCCGAUGCACAGCGACUAGCAGCGUGGCGGAUAUCGAACGGUCCAGCCCACCGGCGAAACUUGUCAUCCAUGAUCCUCCUGCUGGCGGCAAGAGCCCGUCUAUCGAGGCGUACCCGACCCAGAGUGAGGCUGUCAUGGGCUCCACCGUGCAGCUGGCGUGUGUGGCGGACGGAUGGCCGCUCCCUACGUACCGCUGGUCAAGGGACGGCCACUCUCUCAAUGUUUCUGAUCCAAGGUACUCGCAGUUCGGAGGCGACCUAGUCAUCAAGGGUGUGAAGUUGGGGGACGGAGGGAGGUACAGCUGUAACGCCAGCAACCCCCGGGGAUCAGCCAACGCAGACAGGAGCCUCAACGUGAUAGCCCCUCUAAGCGCAGCCAUCAUCCCUGGCCAUCAGGUACAAGACUCCGGCGAGACGGCCGUCUUCAACUGCACCAUUUCCGGUUUCCCGCUCGAGAGCGUUAUGUGGUACCGGAACGGGCGUCUGUUGGAUGCUGAUGAGCGGCUGGUGUUCCGGUCACAGACGGUUCUGGAGGUGCGCGGUGUCGGACGCAAGGACCAGGGCAUGUACCAGUGCUUCGCUUCCGGUGGACACACGGAGACACAGGCCGCAGGGCAGCUUAUGCUCGGAGAUGCGCGGCCCACGAUAUUGGACGGAUAUGGGAACCAGCUUUUUAAGCAACAAGGGGAUCGCGCCAGUAUCCGCUGUGUGGCGUCUGGGAAUCCUACACCGGAAGUUACCUGGCUGCUGGACGGUCAGUCGCUCAAAGAGCGUAGUCACGUGAGCGUCGGUAACUUCCUCGGUCAGUCUGGUGACGUGUACAGUUACGUCAAUAUCAGUCACGUGACGUUGUUGGAGGGCGGGGACUAUCGAUGUGUGGCAACCAAUCGGCUCGGGCUUGCUGAUCACGUGUCGAGAUUAAACGUUUAUGGUGAACCGUACAUCCGGGAAAUGGCCAACAUCACGGCGACGGCGAACGAACGCCUGAAGAUCAAGUGUUACGUCACCGGAUAUCCCAUAGCUGCCGUCUCGUGGUAUAGAGACGGACGUAUCCUACCGCUUAACCAUCUACAGCAAGUGGUGAACGGUACGCUUACGAUCCUGAACGUCCAGAAGCUUUAUGACGCCGGUCGCUACACAUGUAUCGCCCUGGAUCCCGCCGGCCAUGGGACAGAGCGCUCCGUAUAUGUAUCCGUUGUCGAGCCUCCUGUCAUCGACCCAUUCCGUAUUCCCGCCCGGAAGCAGGGAGACCGGGUUACACUGUCGUGCGCGGUGAGCAGCGGUGACCUCCCCAUCUACAUCUCGUGGACCAAGGACGGACUUCCGGUCCCGCCCGACAUUGGCAUCACUGUCGAGACUUCCGGUCCGUACAGCAGCCUUCUGAAGAUUGAUGACGUCAGCCCGCUCCAUGACGGCAACUACACGUGCCACGCCCACAACGAGGCUGCGCGAACAAACUACACCGCCAUACUGCACGUCGACGUGCCUCCCAGCUGGGUGGUGGAGCCACAGGACACGUCCGUCAUUCGGAAGGACUUAGUCACUCUCGACUGUCACGCCGUAGGGAUCCCCGAGCCGCGAAUUACUUGGAGUGAAAACACUGGCGGGUACCCGCCCAAUUACCUCCCUUUGGACCUGAGCGAUACGGACCGCUACCGGAUGUUCCCAAACGGGACGCUGCAGAUCCGGGCCGCCAUGGAGGAGGACGAGGGCUACUUCCUGUGUCGGGCGGACAACCACAUAGGACACGGCAUCAGCAAGAUCAUCUUCCUACGCGUGCAUGUUCCUGCCCGGUUUGACAUAUCAGAGAAGAAUUACACGGUGUCCCGUGGUCAGAACGUGAGCUUGGAGUGCCAGGCGAUCGGGGAUAAACCUCUGUCGGUAUCCUGGCAUGUACGUAACGCCACACUUGGACGAGGAACUGCCGGCAGCCGAUACACAGUGAGUGACCAGAACACGACCCGUGGGCUGCUAUCCCGGCUCACCAUACACCCGGCGGCGAGGGGCGACACUGGGUCCUUCACGUGCAACGCCGCAAACAAGGUGGUCGAUCGCCUCGGGCACGACUCCACAACUAUCUACCUCACAGUUUUAGAACCCCCUGACGCUCCCGUCAACCUGACGCUGGUGGAGCGCGGAAGCCGGCAUGUGGUACUCACGUGGGCGCGGCCGUUCGACGGUAACUCCGCGAUAACAGAGUACAUCAUUGAAUACCAGAACAACUCGGAUGACGCCCGGGGCCCAGUGCGUAAUUUAACGACGAGCGGGGAGGCGGUUACAGCGCGCGUCGAGGGUCUCCAUCCCUCCUUCCUGUACGAUAUUCGCAUUCGAGCGCGCAACUCCGUCGGCCUGGGGCUCACUUCACAUCAGAUAUCCACGAGGAUGCUCGAGGAAGCUCCUACCGGACCACCAACGGAGGUGAAGGCGACUGCCCUCGGCUCCCAGCAGCUGCAGGUCACAUGGAAGCCUCCCGCGCUGGAACAUCGUAACGGCAUCAUGCUAGGCUACUACGUCGGUUACCGCGAGACACACACUUCCAGUCAACUGCAAGUUAUAACCAAGGACGUUGAUCCCGGCAGUCCAGUCGCCACCGACGGCGAGGUCAGCGUGGUCGUUGGGAACCUGAAGAAGUUCACGGAGUACCAAGUUCACGUGCGUGGCUACAACAAGGAGGGACAGGGACCGCCCUCACAGGACUUCGCCGUCACCACGCUAGAGGAUGUUCCCAGCCAGCCACCGGAAGGAGUGCACGCAUACGCGAGUAGCUCCCAGUCCAUCCGGAUUACAUGGGGCCCACCACCGCUGUUCACCCUCCACGGCGUGCUGCAGGGGUACAAGGUCCUGUACCGCCCCGUCAGGACAAACGAAGACGAGACGGACGCGAGCUCUGUCCAAGUUGAGAGCCUGGAUGUUGACCUGUCGGGGCUGGACCGAUACACCAACUACAGUGUACAGGUGCUGGCCUUCACUCGGAAGGGAGAGGGAGUUCGGAGUAACCCGAUCUACGUACGCACCAUGGAGGAUGUCCCUGGUCGUCCAGCGGGAAUCAAGGCGGUCCCGGCCUCGAACGUCAGUGUGGCUGUGUCAUGGCGGCCCCCGACACGGAUGAAUGGCGUGCUGACCACCUAUACCAUCUACUACUGUAACACAUCCACCAGUGCACAGGAGAUGAAGCUGGACGUAUCACCGACUUUAUCGUCCUUCCUGUUGAGAGACCUGGAGCCUGGCGUGGACUACUGGGUUCGCGUCACCGCCAGUACCCGCAUGGGCGAGGGUGAGAGUACCCAAAUUGUUACGGUCGCGCCCGUCAACGAUGCGCCCGCGCGUAUCACAAGUUUCUCCCUGGAGGUGGUGGUCUCCUUCCAAGCCACGGUGUUGCUGCCUUGCGACGCUAUCGGUGACCCCGCUCCUUCAGUCACGUGGUCUGCAAGGUACGGGGUAAUUGACACCACAGAUCGACAUUCGGUCUUGAAGAAUGGUUCCCUGUAUAUGGUCGCCGUGAUAGGCACAGAUGCAGAUAACUACACGUGCAGGGCCAAAAAUAAAUACGGAAGUGACGUCAUCACAUACAGCCUCAGUGUACAAGUUGACGCAAACACAAAAUCUCCACCGAAGGCGCCGGUCCUGUCCCUGGCGGCCGUGACGUCCUCCACCAUCCAGGUCAACUGGCUGUCCGGAAGUAACGGAGGCAGCCCGAUCCUUGGUUUCCUGUUGCAACACCGGAAGGAACAUGACGUGUGGCGAGAGGUUCACCUAGGCGCCCGGAAUCGGACAUACACGGCCAGCGGGCUGCUCUGUGGCAUCCCGUACAAGUUCUCCAUCACCGCUCUCAACUCUAUCGGCCGAUCUGAGCAAAGCAACGUUGUUGACACGGCCACUGUCGGGGGACCGCCAAUCCCGCCGAUGCAGGACGAGUUGUUACGGACAGUAAAUGUGACAUCAGUGGAGCUCGACUUCCGGUCGUGGCGUCGUGACGUCUGUGGCAUCCAUUACUUCUCAAUUCGCUACCAGACGUGGGGGGACAACAACUGGGUCGAGGUGAACAACAAUGUCAACUGGAAUACGACCACGCACACAGUUGAAGACUUGCGGCCAGCCACACGUUACGUCAUGAAGGUGACGGCCUACAGCGACGCCGGCUCCGCUGAGACCAAACUCAUCUUCGCUACUCUGACCUACGCUGGUAGUACGCUGGAGCCACUGUACGUGUUCCGGAAGGACGAGCCUUACUUUUAUGAGAAAGCCCAUAUCAUGGUGCCGCUGUGUGUCGCCCUCGCCAUCAUCAUCGCCGCCUCCAUCGCACUGGCUCUGUUCUGUGUCCGCCGCCGACAGAUUAUCCGCUAUAAAGAAACCAGCUCAAACAUACGGCGGGACAUCACAGCAGAGACAUCUCUCAUGAAUGACCUUGACAAGCGGCUUAACUGUGACCCCGGGAGCCCGGCUGAUGCCCGCCUACACCGAAACGUAAACCUGCUCAUCUCGCUACAUAGCGACGAUACGCUGUCGGGGAACAACAGUCCAUGGGGCUUUCACGACACCAGCAAGACUACCAGCGACAACGCGUCCCUGGAGAGAUAUGAUGAUAACCCUGACAUAAACCCCUACGCGACGUUUAACGACCUUAAACUGGUAUUUAGCGAACCACCGGCUUACCAUCAAGCUGACCCGGAGUACGCCGCCGACAGCAUCAGUAUCCAGAAGGCACAGGCGCAGAAAGCGAUGCAGUUACGUAGCGAGGCUGUGAAGUCGUCCCGAUGUGCCGCCAAGCUUCCAUGCCCACCAACAAGCAACGCCACGGCUGCAGAGGCACACAGCUACGACAACCAGGCUGUGAUGUUGAGUCCCCGGAAGUACGCGAGUGCCGACCAGAUUCACGCAUUGUUCACCAUGGCCCCGCCACGGCCUCAGAGCGCGUACAGUAAAAACCGCAGCCAAGGGACACGCAGUACGCCAAGUGAAAAGGGGAGCCAGAGGCAUAGUCUGAUCUCGUCGGUAACGACAGUGUCCAGUUCACGGGACGAGCUGAUGGAGGCGUUUGAAAACCUUAGCCGGAACCCGCCGCCGCCCGUCGUGUAUGAAACAGAGGCUGACUCCCUGUCACAACCCACGGACAGUUCCAGUACGGAGCCCGGGAUAUGUCUGUUCACUGAGUCGCCGCCGCAGCCCAACGAGCGACGAGAGGCUUCGUGUGAGGUCCCCAGAUAUGAAUCACCGGACAGUCAACACUAUAAGGAGCCGAUACCGCCGCUCCCACGGCCGCCGGAAGACAAUUUUGACGCACGGACGGCCCCGCGCAGGGCUGCCAGGCAACACUGUUCCGUCCAGAAGAUGAAGGACGCCCCAUGUAACAACCAUCGACAACCGCCGCAAACCAGGGGUAAUGCACGGCCCCGCUGUAUAGAGGAGGUCACGUACAUGUUUAGCGGGGACGAGUCUCCGAGCCGCGCCAGGAAGCCGACCAACUUCGACGACAAGUUGAUUGCCGUCAGGGAGGAUAGAGGACCCUCCGUCUGGAGGCGAGGGGGCCGACGGACUCCUCAUGCCCGGAGCCGGUACGACACGACUCUACAGACGCCGGGGUCUGCCGACAACAAGCCGCUGGUGACUGCGCAGGUGAUGGCCACACAAGAUGAGACGCCGGAGGACGAGGAGGCUGUCGGCCUGCUGGAGAGGUACUAUCGACCGGUCCCUUCAAGGUCGGGAAACAUGUUGGAGCUGGAAGAUGGGGGCGACUACACGGAAAACUUUACAGUUGUUUAAUAAACAUUAAGGUUGUGACAUAGGGAUUAUCUGACUUUAUGUGGGGGAUAUAAGACUUGAGGCGGAGACUUAGUUGGGGACGGUCUUUCUCCGGUAUAUCCUUCAUGGACUAUAUACAAUGGCUGAUUGCAGGCAAUCAAUAUAUUAAGGAGUAUUUGAAGAUAUUUUCUGGACCUACCACGUGCUGUAUAUUUUUCUCCUUCAUCGCACUAUUACGAUGUUGUAUGAGUGCAGACUAUUGUGUAAAUUGGAAGCUUGAAGGUCGUGAAUACGUUUCUUUUAAUGCUUAUGAUAUUUUUAAAAAUAUACAUACGGUACAGAGUGUUCCAAUAUCCGUAAGCAUAUUGCUUUUAUUAUACCAGAAUUGAACACUAGUGGAUCUUCUGUGUUUCCUGCAAGACUUCUACCAAAAUCAUUACACGUUAUUAUUAUUAUACACUUUAUACAUACUGUUUUAUAUCAUAAUUGUGCUCACGUUAUAUGUGUUUGUCUUCUUAUCGUUACUGCAAUUGCCUUAGGAUUUUCACCGGCAGCAUUAUUAUUCUGUCCAAACACAAUUGCCGGGAGAGGCGACCCCGGCGCCAAGGCAGCAUUAGAACACGGUCGACACGAGGCGAACGUCAACAUAAAUACUAUUGUGUAGAUUGGUACUCUCGCGCUAAUAAAAUGCUUUCUUUAUAAAAAGUGUUUUAAUAUUCAGCUCAAAUGCCGUAACAACAUAAUGUACACCGAUUGUGAUCUUCGGUGUCGUCGAAACAACGUAUGUUAUAAACAUGCGUUUCGGUAUGAUGGCGCAACUGUUUUAUAUUAGAACAUUUUUUGUUAAUCUAGGUCUUUAUCCCAGACCAUUGUGUUUUAUUAAUGACGCAGCGUACCAGUCUAUUAUUUUUUCAUCAAUCGGCGCACUUCGGCAUAUUUGCUCCGGUCACGUGCAAUUACCGAAAUGAUGCGAUUGAUGGAAAUGAUCAAAUAUAUAAAGAUGUGUAGUUGAGAGUUUACCUAGUAUAUGAAUGUUGUUGUAAAACAAUUGGCGGCUCUUGUAUGUUUUAUAUAAUACACUUAACCACUGACUAUUCAAUGGGCCGAUUGUCCAGAACUGUGUUUAAGUUAACAACGUUGUUAACGUCAUCGUUAUUAUUUUUCAAUUCUUUACUCAUCUGGACCUAAAAUGAGCACACAUUUGUGAUAUGCAGUGAUUCUCACAAAGUUCUAGACACCUGUUUCAGCUCCGCGUGUUUCACCUCAAUACUAGAAUAUGAGCAUGUUACAAAAUAGUUCAUUUAAAGUGUACAACGAUGCUGUAAACAAUGUUGUUUACUUUACUUAAAUUUUGAACAAUUGGCCCAAUGUGUAUAUAAUCUAGACAUGUACUUUGUAACUUAAAUAUGGAAAUGAGUAUUUUAGUAAUGUAUUUACAGUUCGCCCAGGAUAACAUAAAACAAGGCGAAUUUGGUAUGUCCGGUAACAGGUGAAAUUGGUCGGCAGUACUUUCGUGAUGCUUAUCAUCCUGAACUUCUUUCUAUUUGCUUCUUAACACGUAUUCAUGUUUAUGGGAACCAAAUUAUCCUUGGCGGACUGCAGUUAUAAUGUGAAUAUUUUCAAUUAUUGCCAUUCUUAUUUAGUCUGUAAAUGUUGUUUAUUUGUUUUGAUUAUUGAGUUUUUGAGUUGAGUGAUAUCUAUAUUCUGUUAAACCCACAUAUUUUCCCAACAUGUUCAAUACAUCGCGUUUUCUGUCGAGAUCUCAAACAUUAGAAAGGCUGAAUUCGAUGAGUGUACUUUUUACCUUUUCGCUGUUAAGGGCUCGUUUUCAUGCUGUCGUUGUUUUUAAGUCGAGGGCAGAAACAUAGAUAACAUUGACAUCAUUGUACAACUUGACACCUUUUAAGUGUUGAAUACGGAAUAAAUUACAGCUAAAGGGUCCUCAGCAGGUAUUCAAUAUGCUACUAAUAACACGUAAUCCGAUUAGCUACAUCGUUCUAAGAUCCAAAUAAGACCAAUGGUUGAAUAAAAGCCCAGGAGAGGUAUACAAGUGCUCUUCCAAUUGGGACAGGGAGUUUUAGUUUACUGUAUCUAGAGUACGCGUACAUGGUUCCCACAGAAAUAAUAAAACGAGCCCUCCUUAUAAUGAUUGGACAAUAUCUCGCUGAUGAUAAUCGGAUAAAAGAUUCAAAUUUUUCCAACAACGGUGUCUUAUAGUGCAAUAAACACAGCCAAUAUCAGCGAAUCAUAUUAAUUUGAGAGGUUGCUUAUCCGGAACAAAAUAUCAAGUAGUGUUGUAUAUAGGAAUAAGUCAUGUGAUGUCUUGCUUUGUGUGAGCUUUUCUUAUGUGAUAAAUGUUUAUAGAUUAAUAUUUUAAAGUUUGGGAUAGUGCAAUGUUUCUUUAAUUUACGUGUUGGCAGUUGUAAAUAGCUUUUUGUGCAAGUCUCGUUUGUUUUAAAAAUAACAGUAUUAUAAAUAGGACAGUUUUGCAUUUUUUUCGGGGCCAAACAAAAAUAACAUUACGCAAAUUUUUUGUGAUUGUUUUUGUUCGUCUAUUUUUGUCAUAAUACUUCAUACAGUUUUUACGAUGUCUAAUAGUUAUAAUUAAUUGUAACCGCGGACAUUUACAGUCAGGGGCGUAGCUAGGGCCUUAAAAACGUGUAGGCCUGAUGAUUCUAUGUGAGUUUGGGCACUUUUAUAUGCACAUUACACACACUUACACACAAAUACUUGCAAUGAUUACAAUAAAAUCAAGCCAUACACACUGCAUGUUGUUUAAAUAAACACCAAACUUGCUUUGGUUAGAAUAAAACAAACUUUUGAAAAGUUCAAAGUGUUUGAGUAGCUAUUAGUUUUUAAUAAUAAUAAUAAUUGUAGUCCCAUGCCUGCAAAACCUAUAUGUAGGUACGCCACCGACAGUAUAUAUAUAUAUAUAUUUCCAUAAUGAAAAUAUGGCAUGCAGGGAAAAAAAGAACACGCACGAUGUCUUAAUAUACUGUAUUACAGUCCACAUGUCGAACACAACUGUUUGUAUUUUUAUAAAAUUAUUUUACAAAUAUAACAGUAUAUGAUCGCGUAAACUAUUAAACACAUUGUUGUCGUUAUUGCUGAUAACUCGUUUGGCGUCAAUCUUCGACCGAUUCUCGGAUGCACAGUUCCAGCACGUUCGGAACUUCUCGGCCAUUUUUAUCGAAAACAACCUCGGAUGUGUAUGGACGGUUUACAUACUCAGAAAUUGGUAUGUUUAAGUCCGCUGCAGAUCGCAUAGUAAUUUAAUUUAGCAGUUAAACUUAAUAACUUAAAACUCUUGGGAAUCUUAAUUAUGUUUGCAAUAAUACACUUCACUGGCAAUCAAUUCAAAUUUAGGUCAAUAAAUACAAGCUAAAUCACUACAUUUAAAUUAAGGAUAUAAUUCAAAAUUUUACGAACUACUUCUACUGAUGUACCGGCAUACAUCCGGGGUUGUUUUUGAUAAAAAUGGCCGAGGAGUUCCGAAUGAGUUCCAGCAUUGUGAUUGUCUAUAAAUAUAUGGAAACUAAACCUAGUCAAACUAUUCAUCGAUUAUUUUCAAUUAAAAUUGUUGACUCUAGUCAAUUUUUAUAAUUAUAUCGGCAUUAUUCUGAGUAUUCUCGUAUGUUUUAGAUGAUUUUGUGAUACUUUAUACGUUAACUUAUAUUUGAAAGUUUUCAUAUAACUAUGGAAGCGUAUAACGUAUAUGCUCAUGGUGAGAUCAUGUGUGUCAUGUCGGCUUGACGAGUUAUAAUACGCCACGAUGACAAAACUAUGUAGAUCUGUUCACUUUUCAGGUGGAUAUGACGAUGUAUAAACAGUAGAACAUGUGUCGACUUGCUUAUUGUAAAGUUGUCAUUACGUCGACAAAAUGUAUGUCAACAUAUCUAGUUAAUAAGUGUAGAAAUCGAAAUAAUUUAUACGCUUCCAUAAAGUAUCUGUCUAUGUGAUAGAAUUGUUAACCGAGGAUGAGAAUUACACCUAGCUCCACAGUGUGUUUAUCAUUUUCAAAAAACUGUCUUUUGAGUGAAAGAUUUUUUAGUUAAUAUGUAUUUAGUCGUUAUAUAAUACUUAUAUGAUUUAAAUUCGAAAAUACAUUGAGUGAAUUGCAAAAGUGAAUUUGAUCAAUUGCAUUUUGUUUGCAAUAUUUUGGCUUUAAUUAAUCGAUGUCGUAACUUGUGAUUUAGAUCUUUCUUCCACCAACAAGUUCACAUACGUGUAAAUUGUAAUAUAGCUCCUCUGUUGUACGUUUCCAUUUAAUAAAUGGUAUAAAGUAUG
Messenger RNA from Mya arenaria, 10886 nucleotides. RefSeq names its product cell adhesion molecule DSCAM-like. Lineage: Eukaryota; Metazoa; Mollusca; Bivalvia; Myida; Myidae. The record is from RefSeq and is a predicted model, not a curated record. Gene Ontology annotation, cellular component: plasma membrane; axon. Gene Ontology annotation, molecular function: protein binding. Gene Ontology annotation, biological process: axon guidance; cell-cell adhesion.